AUGGAAGUGUUGCGAAAGCGAAAGAGGGCUAAAAAUGCAACAAUACUAAAAACGUGCGAGGAAGGCAGCACCCGCCGAGGGAAAAGAAAAAAAAUGAAGGGGCGCUUUGCUCCAAAGCAACAACGACGAGGGCAUGUUGAUAGCCCUGAACUUCGAAAAGCACUUAGGGAGUUUUGUCUGCGCAUUAACACGAUCGGCGUUCAAGGAUUACUCACUGAAUUUGCAGCACUGAAAAAACAAGCAGAGACAAUUGGCACAAAAAAGAAGUCUGCUUUUGAUGCCAAUCCAGAAAAGAACAGAUUUAAAAAUGUAAUCUGUACGGACGAUACACGAGUGAUCCUUACCUGGCCUCCAGGAACUAACGAUUACAUCCAUGCUAGCUGGAUCACCAGCAGCGAAACCCCAAAAAAGUUCAUCUGUACUCAGGGACCUAAAGAGAACACUGUUGAAGACUUUUGGCGAAUGAUUUGGCAAGAAAAAUGCAAAAGUAUUAUAAUGUUGUGCAAUAUAACAGAACAUGGGGAGAAGAAAUGCGAGCAAUACUGGCCUGAAACAAACAAUCCUCUGAUAGUGCUACCUGGGUGCAAAUUAACGCUAAAGUACGUGAAAGCUCAGGAUGUGGAGGAAAACAUUAUGCAAACUACAGUUGAAAUGUUCACAAAUGAAGAAAGUAAACAUACGGUAGAACAUAUUCAAUGGAGGGACUGGCCAGAUGGCGGUGUUCCUUGCCUAAAUCUCUUCCCUUUCCGUCUUCUGAUGAUGGUAAAACAGCUUACUCCCAUAGUAGUGCAUUGCUCUGCCGGUGUUGGACGAACUGGCACACUUGUUGGCAUAGACUUGCUUUACUCGAAACUUGAGAAAGGAAUUUCGACCACCUUGGAAAGUGUGGUACGUGGCCUUCAAAAUGAUAGACAUGGUUCAGUGCAAACGGAUGAGCAAUACCUGUAUAUGCACCGAAUUUUCCUUACGGUGGCUGAAAACAAGAAGGUGAUCACCGCAACGGAUGUUCAGAAGUUUAUAACAGAGUACAACACAUUUUGCAAGGAACAAGAGUAG
Messenger RNA from Necator americanus (New World hookworm), 1056 nucleotides. RefSeq lists its product as uncharacterized. Bases 1 to 1056 code for a protein of 351 amino acids. The transcript has 9 exons. The record is from RefSeq and is a predicted model, not a curated record. Gene Ontology annotation, biological process: protein dephosphorylation. NCBI's taxonomy places the organism in Eukaryota, Metazoa, Nematoda, Chromadorea, Rhabditida, Ancylostomatidae. Gene Ontology annotation, molecular function: protein tyrosine phosphatase activity.